This is a messenger RNA of Salmo salar (Atlantic salmon), 1046 nucleotides long. The record is from RefSeq and is a predicted model, not a curated record. Lineage: Eukaryota; Metazoa; Chordata; Actinopteri; Salmoniformes; Salmonidae.
CAUUCACCACAGACCCUAAUACAUAUUGGUAAUAGUGACCAUAACACUGACCACAACACGGACCACAGUGUGACCAUAGAGAGAAGGAAAGACCUGCAGGACCAGCUGAGACAGGAGGUGGACGAACACAUCCAAGAGGGGAGAGUAAGUGUGGAGAGGAUGCAGGAGAAAGUGGGUACGAUCCAGCAGCUAAAGGAAGCCCUGAGAGAGGAGGAGAAACAGGAGAGCAGUGAGAAAUCUGGCCACUCAGAACAGGACUGGUACCAGGUGGAGUACAACAGAGCACAGGAGCGGAGGAGGAAGAUCAAAGAGGAUCAUGGGAGAAUGAUACAGGAGGAGGUGGAGAAGAUGGAAAGAGAGCUGGGGCAGGAGCAGGUGACUAACACUUGAGAUUGAUUUAAUCAUGAUAUUCCUCACAUCUUAGACACUCAAACUGUCAAAUGUCCUGCCUCCAUAAAUCUAUCCCUAUGGUCAGACUGAUGGCCCCCAGAGGGAGCUGUUGGUCCUGGGCAGAGAGAGACAGGUCCUGAUUCUACAGAUGGAGGCCCUGCACACUGAGGCCUUGGAGGCUGAGAGAGACCUGGAGACACAGUACCACAGACACCAGCAUGAGCUGCACUCUCUUAGGGAGGAGAGUCUGCAGGUGUUCAGGGUUUUCCGCCAGGUGAGUGAGGAGCAGAGGAGGGUGUCAGAGGGCAGGUACAGGACUCUCCUGCUGGAGGCCAUACAGGAUGCAGUCUACCUGUCUUCUCAGAACCAACAGCUACAGGCAGACAACAAACAGCUCCGCAAAGCAUUGGCAGAGCUAAAGGACAUUCUGUGUGUGCAGGGUGACCUCAAGGGACAAAGAGUAUCCCAGUAACAGUGAGAGGAUGGGGAAAUGUUUCUCAUGAAUUUAUGGCAUUUUAUUACUGGUAAGAAAUAAGAGAAACAAACAUUGAAAUAUUUAUCUUUAAUAUAUAGUAUUGCAUAAACACUUUCUGUACUAUACGUCUUGACAUUGGUAGAGGUAAUGACAAAUGCUAAUAAAAUGAUCAUACUGACAA